This is a messenger RNA of Amphimedon queenslandica, 2417 nucleotides long. RefSeq lists its product as uncharacterized. The coding region runs from base 72 to 2339 and encodes 755 amino acids. NCBI's taxonomy places the organism in Eukaryota, Metazoa, Porifera, Demospongiae, Haplosclerida, Niphatidae. The transcript is spliced from 3 exons. Gene Ontology annotation, molecular function: hydrolase activity, hydrolyzing O-glycosyl compounds. The record is from RefSeq and is a predicted model, not a curated record. Gene Ontology annotation, biological process: carbohydrate metabolic process.
GCUAGAUGGGCGUGCCUGUGUUCACUUUUUAAUCAUCAACACUUGUAAAUCUGAACUGUCAGCAACAAGUGAUGGAAGGCGAAACAAGACGAAGAGUUGGUACUGGUACGUCUGAAGAAGACGAGGAGAACGUCAAGCUAGUUCUACACGAUGUUCUUGAUCGUGAUCGACCCGACUCCCCAGACUCUGAAACAACAGACGAAGAGGCUGGCAGAUACCUUAUGAAAGGAGCCAACAAUAAUAAUCAUAAGAAGUAUCCUGAUGAUAGUAGCAGCGUUGAACCUCUAUCGUACAAGAGGCCACACUGGAAGAUAAGAUACUGCAAUGAGAGAUCAAGGAAGAUCAUGUUGGCAAUAUUUGUCCUCAUUUUGGGAAUUAUACUAAUAACAAUGGUGGCUGCUCCAAUGGGAGUUUGGGAUAAGAUGAGUCGUAAGACUUGUGCUGAGCUCAUGGAUGAAGAGGAAUAUGCUCCAUUUGCCUUUGACCCUGCUAAAGGUAGUUUCUCCUUGUGUCAUGAUGGUCAGUCACUGAUAUCAGGUAGCAUUGGUCUAGGCAGGUCCUUCUACAAUGAACCAAGAAUCAACAGAUAUAAAUACAGUAACGUGACCACACUAAACAUCACAAGACACAGUGUCAAACAAGAUAACUGCAUUAGGAUAGAAUGGGAAGGUGAUUCUUCUACUGACCUACCUCUCCUUGACUGCUUUGAUAUUAAAGAUGGAGUCUCCUGGUAUGGUGGAUAUGAAGUGUUCAAUCAGCAAUGGCCCAUUAACAAUGACAUGAGAACAAUGACUCCUUUUUUACCAAGAGAUAUAAUGCUUCAAAAUGCAUCACUGGAUUGGUUUGGCCCUGUACUACAUCCAGUUUGGUAUAACUCAAAAGGUGUUGUACUGUAUGUUGAUGAGGAUGUCCCACUACACAUUAGUGUUGAGACUAAUGGAGACAGUAAGAGGAUCUGUCUACAGUCUUUGUUUUAUUCUGCAAAAUGUUUCCCUGGCUCUUUGGCUUAUUCCCAUCUCAAGUACACUGUCUGUGGUUUUGAGAAUAUUUCUCGAUCGGCUCAAUAUUUCCUAAAAGAAUCGCUAGCAGUACAACACCCGAACAGUACUCCUUCUAUUGAUCUGUUCUUGAAACCCAUUUGGACCUCUUGGGCGGCCAUGAAGACUAACGUGACACUGGAUAAGUUAAAAGACUUUGCUAGUAAGAUAGUCCCACGCUACCCCAUCAGUCAACUUGAGAUCGAUGAUAAAUAUUCGACUUAUUACGGAGAGCUGGCUUUCGAUCCGAUCAAGUUCCCGCCUAAUACAGAUAUCAAUGCUACACUAUCAGCUCUUGGGGUUCCUGGUAUCUCAGCUUGGGUCCACCCAUUUAUAGAACCCUCCAUCCCUGGGUUUUCCGACUUACUCGAAAAUGGGACUUUUCUUCCUGGCGACAAUGUGGUGGAUGGUAACAGCGUCUCGCUCAUAAAAUGGUGGAACGGUUACGCUGGGGUGAUCAACUUUGCUAGCGAGAGCAUUAGACAGUGGCAGGCCCAAAGAUUAAAUGAUUUUGUUUGUAAAUAUUCUCUAGCUGGCCUCAAGUUUGAUGCUGGUGGUGAUAGCUACAUUCCUCAGUGUAUAUACAUUAAAGGUCUUACCCACCCAGGUGGGUUCAGCAAGGACUAUGUUGAAUUUGUUGCUAGUCAAAGUUACUCUGAUCGGACUGAAGUACGAGUAGGGUACUUCAAUCAGGGUCAGCCAUUGUUAUUCCGUAUUCUUGAUUUCCGGUCCGUAUGGGGUAUUGAUCAUGGGCUACAAUCAGUCAUACCUACUGUCCUGUCUCUUGGUUUAGCUGGUUACCCGUUCAUCCUACCUGAUAUAAUAGGAGGUAAUGGAUAUAACAACACAGAGCCUAGUAAAGAAUUAUAUGUCCGUUGGCUACAGCUCAAUACGUUUCUACCAGUCAUGCAGCUCUCAUAUGGUCCGUGGCGUUACAAUGAUCCAGUGAUAGAGUCCCAUGCUGCUGAAAUGAUGAAACUACAUGAGAACAUUACUACCCAGUACAUACUACCUCUCUUUAAUGAUGCAAUGAAGUAUAAUUAUCCACUCAUUCGUCCUUUAUGGUGGAUUGCUCCUAAUGAUGAGACUGCUCUGAGACUCAACGAUCAGUUUCUUGUUGGUGAUACUUUAUUGGUUGCUCCUGUUGUGACACAGGGGGCAUUAAAUAGAACUGUUUAUUUUCCGGCUGGUUCGUGGAAGUGUCUUGCAAGUGUGUGUUCUGGUAAUUCGUUUCAGAGUGGGUGGAGUAAACCUGUUUCUGUUACUUUGACAGAUAUAUUGUAUUUUAAAAAAGAAUUGUGAUUAUUUUGUUAUUAUUGAGGUUAUUACCCUUUUAAAAAUUAUAUUAUUAUUGAUCAUUUAAAUUUCUGUUGCAAAUGA